AUGGCGGGGAGUGCUGCAAAUAACACAAACAACACCCUAAAAAGCCUUCUAAAGCUAUUCACCCUCUUGGCUAUAGCAGGCGCUGCUAUUAGCUCACGCUUAUUUAGUGUAAUCAGGCAUGAGUCGAUUAUCCAUGAGUUUGAUCCGUGGUUCAAUUUCCGUGCCACUAAAGUACUCGUAAACCACGGCUUCAAACAUUUUUGGAACUGGUAUGAUAACACGUCGUGGUACCCCCUUGGCAGGGCAACAGGUGGCACCCUCUACCCAGGCCUAAUGCUCACUUCCGGUCUCAUCCACAACAUUCUUCACUCCAUAAACAUCCCCCUCGACAUAAGAAACAUCUGCGUCUUACUCGCCCCCGCUUUCUCUGCUCUUACUGCUUACACGACCUACCUUUUCACCAAAGAAGUUAAAGACGCUAGAGCUGGUCUGUUAGCUGCCAUUUUUAUCGCCAUCGUUCCCGGUUACAUAUCUAGAUCAGUUGCUGGAUCUUACGACAACGAAGCUAUCGCUAUCUUCCUCCUCAUGUUCACUUUUUACCUCUGGGUCAAGUCUCUUCGUCUUGGCAGUGCGUUCUGGGGUGCAAUCACUGCAAUGUCUUACUACUAUAUGGUAUCCGCAUGGGGUGGAUAUGCUUUCAUUAUCAACAUGAUCCCUCUUCACGCUUUCGUCUUGGUUUUGAUGGGCAGAUAUUCCCCUCGUCUCUACAUUUCCUACUGCUCUUUCUACACAAUCGGUACUCUAGCAUCGAUGCAAGUUCCGUUCGUUGGUUUCAAUCCUGUUGGAACGGCUGACCACAUGGCAGCAUUGGGUGUAUUUGGUUUGCUCCAGUUGAUUGCCUUCUCCACUCUCAUCCGUCAGCACCUCCCAUCAAAGCAGCAAUUCGACACCCUCUUGAGGUCUGUUUUGGUCUUAGGAUUUGUCGUUGGUGUCGCUGCUAUGGCCUUGGCAUCGCACAAGGGUGUUAUUGCUCCAUGGACUGGCAGAUUCUACUCUCUUUGGGAUACCGGUUAUGCAAAGGUACAUAUUCCAAUCGUUGCUUCCGUCUCCGAACACCAACCCACCUCCUGGCCAUCAUUCUUCUUUGAUCUGCAGAUGCUCAUUUACCUCUUCCCGGCCGGCGUCUUCUUCUGCUUCCAUCGUCUGUCCGAUAGUAUCAAGGGAGAGGCUAGCGUUUUUGUUAUCAUCUACGCUGUCUUUGGAAGUUACUUUGCUAGUGUUAUGGUGAGACUGAUGCUCACUCUCACUCCAAUCGUCUGUGUGGCUGCUGCUGUUGCCCUCUCUACACUCCUGGACAAUUACAUACAAGAUCCUGACGUUGAAGGGGAGCAUCAGGUGGAGAACAAGGAGACCGACCAUAACACUCAACACAACGUCUCGCAUAAUACCUCGCAAAAAGCCUUCACUCCAAAAAACAAAAAAACAAAGAAAGACACAUCCAUCUCAUCUACCAGGGAGAAGGUGAUAGAAAAAAUGCAAGAAAAGGCAGGCAUUAGAGCGCCUGAUGCACGCCUCGUUGUGUUGAUCAACGUGGUGCUCAUGUUGAUCUUCUUUGUCUUCCACUCAACAUGGGUGACUUCUAACGCUUACUCCUCACCAUCCGUGGUUCUAGCAUCAAAGACGCCACAAGGUGAAACGCUCUACAUCGAUGACUUCAGAGAAGCGUACAACUGGCUAAACCAGACAACGUCGGAAGAUGCCGUCGUUGGUAGUUGGUGGGAUUACGGUUAUCAAUUGGCUGGUAUGGCUGGCAGGACUACACUGGUUGAUAACAACACAUGGAACAACACGCAUAUUGCCACUGUAGGAAAGAUAAUGGCGUCGCCUGAAGAAGUGAGCUAUGACAUACUGCGCAAACACGACGUCACACAUCUGCUCGUUGUGUUUGGUGGGUUGCUGGGGUACUCUGGCGAUGACAUCAACAAGUUCCUCUGGAUGGUUAGGAUCUCAGAGGGUGUCUGGCCAGAUGAAAUUCACGAGCGUGAUUACUUUACACCUAGAGGCGAGUUCAGGAUGGAUGAAGGUGCAGCACCUGCAAUGAAGAACAGCGUGCUCUACAAGAUGGUUUAUCACAGAUUCGCUGAAUUGUUCGGUUCAAGACCUGCGGUUGACCGAGUGAGACAAAUUCAGCUGCCUAAAAAGGGCCCACAGCUUGAAUCCCUCGAAGAAGCUUUCACUUCAGAGAACUGGCUGGUGAGAAUCUAUCAAGUCAAGCAGCCAGAUUUCCUUGGAAGAUCAUUCAAAGACGCCAUUGCAUUUGAAAAGGCAGCGCGUAUUUGA
Messenger RNA from Wallemia ichthyophaga EXF-994, 2280 nucleotides. RefSeq names its product Dolichyl-diphosphooligosaccharide--protein glycosyltransferase subunit stt3. Lineage: Eukaryota; Fungi; Basidiomycota; Wallemiomycetes; Wallemiales; Wallemiaceae. The coding region runs from base 1 to 2280 and encodes 759 amino acids. Gene Ontology annotation, molecular function: dolichyl-diphosphooligosaccharide-protein glycotransferase activity. Gene Ontology annotation, biological process: post-translational protein modification. The record is from RefSeq and is a predicted model, not a curated record. The transcript has 3 exons. Gene Ontology annotation, cellular component: membrane.